UCACACACACACUCCCUGCCUGCCUCACCCUUCUGAAGUUAAUGCCGCCCAAACAGAUUAUUGUCACGCUAAGCCUUGCUUCACUGGCUUUAAUCUCUUUCUCUCAGGCUCUCCUCUGGUUGUUGUGAUGCAUCUCAGAUACCACUGUGUAAAUGACUGUGCAGGUAGCAAAGCUAACAGUAAAACUACUCCUACCAAGCCAUGGUCAAGUUCUUGACUGCUUUUCUAGGUCUCAGAUAAGGGAAACCCUCAAUAAGCCAGAGCUCAAUGUUGGGCUCGAUACUUAUUAUUUAUGCAGUGCCCAGACUUUGCUUGGUACCUUACAGAGCACAGAAUAAGAUAGGUCCUGGUCCAUAUGCUUCAGUGCUCAUGGCGUACAAAUGUAUCUGAGCCUGGGGCAUGAGGAUGACAGCAGUCUCGCCACUCACACUCAGGCAGGGCUAGGAAGUGUUUUUAGGUCACUUAUAAAAAGCUCUUGUACUCAUUUUUUUAAAAAAAAACUCUAAGAAGAUAUUUUAAGUCAUUCAGCAAAUAGUUCAGUCUCAGUAAAGUUAACCCCUUAACGUAAAUUCAGCAAUUGCUCCAUCACUAAUGAGUAAUUGCAGAUGUGGCUACUUCAUAUCAGUCUGAUAAUCUCAGAGAAACUUGUCAUUGGUUAUUGAGACUAGCUUUAAAACAAGGCACAGUGAACUCUGCUUUAUUAUACCAGAACUGUUGCUGCUUGGUGAACUAACCACACACUCUAAACUAUCAAGAAACAGAGGAGGCAUGAAAAUUGAAGUUUGAUUUGUGCUGACACAUUUACAAUGGGAAAGGACAUCUGGCGAGUGUGCCUCCAACUCUGCUUUAUUGCCAUUGUGUUCUCCAGAAGAGAGGAAGGAAGAGCAGAAUUUCCUGGCAACCUGAGCUGCCUGAAUAACUACCUCUACCGAGUAGACUGUACAUGGGAGACAGACGGGAGAGUGGGGGAUGGACCCUUUCACGUGCAUUUCACAAACGCCGUCAUGCUGGAUGAGAAUUACAGCUGCACACUGACUGCCAGAGACGAGCUGCACAGCCAGCAUCACUGCACAAUGAACAUGGCGGAGAGGUUCACGCAGCAGGACAAUUACAGCAUCUCGCUACAAGGCGGUUUCUCUGGGAGGAAUCGUACAUACAUUGCUUUCCCAGAAUAUGAACCCAGUCUGAACAUUAAGUGUGAUCCCCCCUUCAACCUGCAGAGCAACAUCAGUGCCAGUAAGUGCCAGCUCUGGUGGAGUGUGCCAUGGAGUCUAGAGAAUAUUCUUCAGUAUGAAUUGGAGUAUAAGGAACACAACACAUCCUGGGAGCAGGCACAGCACAAACAGCUGUUCAACUCAGUGACAAAGGUAGAAAUCGAGGCCCUGGAGUUUGAAGCAGGCAUCAUUUAUACUGCGAGAGUUCGCUGCAAAACUUCCCAAGCAGAGGAAGGUUAUAAAAGUCAGUGGAGUGAGUGGAGCCAGACAACUGAAUUUCAAAGAGCAGCCCCCCCAGGUUUUUUACAGGUGCCCAAAAAGUUCUUUCACAGAAGCAUGAUACAGAUUUUGUUCAUUCCUCUAUGUCUUGGUGUCAUACUCUACAUAAUUUUGAACUUCAAGCUUUCCUCAAGGGCAAAGAACAUCUUCUGCCUGAAUGUUCCCACCCCAGCUGCUUUCUUCCAGCCUCUCUACACCUUACACAAUGGGAAUUUUAAGGACUGGAUUGGACCUAAGGAGACAUGUGGCCAGCUCAGAAGAGAUGACGAUAACAACCCAAGCAAAGUGACUAUGGAUGGAGUUCCUGGUCUAAGUGCUCAUGAUGUCAUUUCCCAGCUCUCCUUCAAGUCAUUGUCAAAGACCAAAAUGAUUCCUCAGGAGGACCCUUGUGGCCCUGCCUCUAGGCCCGACCAGCAGUACCUCCGGAGCAGGUAUGUGAGUGUGGAAGAGGUGGAAGCCAGGCUGCCAUCAUUGUUCCUACAAAACCACACCGAUGACGCAGGUGCCCUGGACUUCUCUGAAAGAAGCGAAACCAACCUUGGCAGCCCAGACAUGAGUGGGAACCAUCCUCCAUAUUUACGGGACGGUCAGGGUGACUUCUUUAUGCCACAGGAGUCUCUGGAGCUGGAAAGUUUGUCCUUCUGUAGUAAUGACUAUUGCACCUUGUGUGGCAGUUACUCCGCAGGUGGUCCAAUUCCUGCUGCACUGCUACAGCUCACCGAGGAGGAUGGUCAGGUCAAGCAUUAGAAUGAUGGGAAUGACAGACUCUCACUGAAAGCUGUUGCAUAUACAAAUCACCAGGUCUGCCACAUCCACCAGCUGGACCAUCUGAACCUCUUGUGCAGUUACAGGCUCUAUUAAAUUUUGGGCCAGAUCUGGAGAUCCUUUCUUAAAAGCAAGUUAUGUCUAGUCCCGGCACAGUUGGCCCAAAGAGGGCAGGCACAAGCAGCCCCCUUCUCUUGCUGCCCCCCUCAGUGCGGGGGCUGAGCACAAUCACAGUUUCUGUGACCAGGUGAGCUAGGUCUGUACCAACCUAGCAACAUGCUAGGCUCCCCAAGAGAGGCUGGACCAUGUCUUUCCCCCACACCAGCCAUGGAGCUGACUGGUAGCAGAACUCCUCAUGCACCCUCUGGAGGGAUGUAACAGAAGGCACACCCUCCCUUUGUGCCU
This is a messenger RNA of Dermochelys coriacea (leatherback sea turtle), 2663 nucleotides long. RefSeq names its product interleukin-9 receptor-like. The record is from RefSeq and is a predicted model, not a curated record. Gene Ontology annotation, molecular function: protein binding; cytokine receptor activity. NCBI's taxonomy places the organism in Eukaryota, Metazoa, Chordata, Testudines, Dermochelyidae. Gene Ontology annotation, cellular component: external side of plasma membrane; membrane. Gene Ontology annotation, biological process: immunoglobulin mediated immune response; production of molecular mediator involved in inflammatory response; cytokine-mediated signaling pathway. Bases 807 to 2240 code for a protein of 477 amino acids. The transcript is spliced from 9 exons.